Messenger RNA from Helicoverpa zea (corn earworm), 514 nucleotides. RefSeq names its product reactive oxygen species modulator 1. Lineage: Eukaryota; Metazoa; Arthropoda; Insecta; Lepidoptera; Noctuidae. The record is from RefSeq and is a predicted model, not a curated record. Bases 136 to 375 code for a protein of 79 amino acids. Gene Ontology annotation, biological process: protein import into mitochondrial matrix; protein insertion into mitochondrial inner membrane. The transcript is spliced from 2 exons. Gene Ontology annotation, cellular component: TIM23 mitochondrial import inner membrane translocase complex.
UGUUAUGGCAACAAAUAUUUCUAACUGUCAUUAAUAAAUAUCUAUGAAUAUUUUUUUCGUAUUUCGUAAGAGCUCGAGUAUUGAUAAAUAAAUUAGAUUUCCACUCUCAAAAAUCGAAACAAACCCUAAAUAAAGAUGCCCGUACCAGGCGGAGUAUAUCAGAGUCAAGGACCAUCUUGUUUCGACAAAAUGAAAAUGGGGUUCAUGAUUGGUUUUUGUGUAGGAAUGGCGAGCGGCGGCCUUUUCGGUGGUUUCACAGCUUUGAGAUAUGGAGCGAGAGGACGGGAAUUAGUACAUUCCGUUGGAAAAGUAAUGCUUCAAGGUGGCGGAACUUUCGGGACCUUUAUGGCCAUCGGUACUGGAAUUCGUUGUUAAUACUAUAGUUCUUCUUAUAUUUUGUACAUACGGUAAUUUAAACUUAUAGUGCGUAGUGCACUCGACUUUGCUUUUAUUAGUGUUUUAAUAUAAUUGAUUCAUUAACAAAUUUGUUUAAUAAAUAUUGUUAUUGAAAUAA